Arvicola amphibius (Eurasian water vole) is the source of this 2010-nucleotide messenger RNA. RefSeq names its product collagen type XXV alpha 1 chain (gene Col25a1). The record is from RefSeq and is a predicted model, not a curated record. NCBI's taxonomy places the organism in Eukaryota, Metazoa, Chordata, Mammalia, Rodentia, Cricetidae.
AUGUUGGUGAAGAAGCUCACAGGAAAAGGAGGGGGACGAGAGCCCGGAUUAGAAGAUCCGCGCUCCUUGGGACAGCGUUGUGCCGGCACCAUGGCUUCGUGCGCGGCCCUGGCGACCCUCUUGUCAGUGGUUGCGGUGGUGUUUUGCUUGUACCUUGGGGUGAAAACCAACGACCUCCAGGCGAGGAUUGCCGCUCUUGAAUCUGCCAAAGGAACCCCUUCCUUUCGUCCGCUGCCUGACAUCAUGGAUGAGCUGAAGGCUAUGGUUCAGGAGAAAGUGGAGCGUCUCUUGGCUCAGAAAUCCUAUGAACACAUGGCUAUAAGGAUCGCCAGAGAAGCACCUUCAGAGUGCAACUGCCCAGCAGGUCCUCCAGGGAAACGAGGGAAGAGAGGCCGAAGAGGAGAGUCUGGUCCUCCUGGUCAGCCCGGUCCCCAGGGCCCCCCUGGUCCAAAAGGCGAUAAGGGAGAACAAGGCGAUCAGGGGCCUCGGAUGGUGUUUCCUAAGAUCAAUCAUGGCUUUCUCUCUGCUGAUCAGCAGCUCAUUAAACGGCGGCUGAUUAAGGGUGACCAAGGACAAGCAGGGCCUCCAGGACCCCCAGGCCCUCCGGGUCCAAGAGGCCCACCUGGGGACACAGGAAAGGAUGGCCCCCGAGGGAUGCCAGGAGUACCCGGUGAACCAGGGAAACCAGGAGAACAAGGCUUGAUGGGACCUCUGGGGCCUCCAGGACAAAAGGGUUCACCUGGAGCACCUGGAACCCCGGGCAUGAAUGGGCAGAAGGGUGAGCCUGGAUCACCUGGAGAAGCAGGGCAGAGUGGACUCCCAGGACCAAAGGGGGAACCUGGAAAAGAAGGAGAAAAGGGAGAUGCUGGAGAAAAUGGCCCCAAAGGUGACGCAGGAGAAAAGGGUGACCCAGGAUCAUCGGCUGCAGGAAUUAAGGGAGAACCUGGAGAAUCUGGUCGUCCAGGACAAAAGGGUGAGCCAGGGCUGCCUGGACUACCUGGACUCCCGGGGAUCAAGGGAGAACCAGGCUUCAUUGGUCCUCAAGGAGAGCCAGGCUUACCAGGGUUACCAGGAACAAAAGGUGAACGUGGAGAGGCAGGGCCUCCUGGAAGAGGUGAACGAGGAGACCCGGGAGCCCCAGGACCAAAGGGGAAACAAGGUGAAUCAGGAGCUAGAGGCCCAAAGGGGUCAAAGGGUGAUCAUGGAGACAAAGGAGACUCUGGAGCUCUGGGACCCCGGGGUCCACCUGGGCAAAAGGGAGAUCCAGGAGCUACUGAGAUCAUAGACUACAAUGGCAACCUCCACGAGGCCUUACAGAGGAUUACCACCUUAACUGUCACGGGCCCCCCUGGACCUCCUGGACCUCAAGGACUACAAGGGCCAAAGGGUGAGCAAGGAUCUCCAGGAAUUCCCGGAGUUGAUGGAGAACAGGGUCUCAAAGGCGCCAAGGGAGAUGUGGGGGACCCAGGGAUGCCAGGUGAAAAAGGAGGAAUUGGACUUCCUGGAUUGCCGGGUGCCAAUGGAGUAAAAGGAGAGAAAGGAGACUCUGGGUUGCCGGGGCCGCAGGGUCCUUCUAUCAUAGGCCCACCAGGCCCGCCAGGUCCCCAUGGCCCACCUGGCCCCAUGGGACCCCACGGACUUCCUGGACCAAAGGGAGCAUCUGGCUUAGACGGAAAGCCAGGAUCCCGGGGUGCAGAUGGUCCCAUAGGACCCCAUGGCCCUGCAGGUCCCAAAGGAGAAAGAGGAGAGAAGGGAGCUGUGGGAGAACCUGGACCCAGAGGACCCUAUGGGCUGCCUGGUAAAAAUGGAGAGCCUGGUCUUGAUGGCUUCCCUGGUCCUCGAGGCGAGAAGGGUGACCUGGGAGAAAAGGGAGAAAAGGGAUUCCGUGGCGUUAAGGGGGAAAAGGGGGAGCCAGGCCAGCCUGGCCUGGAUGGGCUGGAUGCCCCUUGCCAAUUGGGACCUGAUGGAUUACCCAUGCCUGGCUGCUGGCAAAAGGUAGGUAGGCCUUAA